This is a messenger RNA of Dermacentor silvarum, 318 nucleotides long. RefSeq lists its product as uncharacterized. The transcript has a single exon. Lineage: Eukaryota; Metazoa; Arthropoda; Arachnida; Ixodida; Ixodidae. The coding region runs from base 1 to 318 and encodes 105 amino acids. The record is from RefSeq and is a predicted model, not a curated record.
AUGCAAGGCAUAUGCGACAGCAAUGGGAGAUUUGACGACGUUUUUACAGGCACCACCAGCAACAUCCACGAUGCCAGAGUCCUUAGGCUGUCAACAGUGAACGAGGAUCUGCCAACAAUCUGCCAAAUCAACCAGUACCACAUUCUUGGAGAUGCUGCCUAUCUAAUACGGGAACACCUUCUUACACCAUACAAAGAUUUUGGUGCCAUGACAGAUGCGCAGAUUGUGUACAACCACCUUUACUCUUCGACGCGUGUCCUGAUUGAGAACGCAUUCGGCCGCCUCAAACAGAGGUUCCGCCAACUGCGGUACAUUUAA